Messenger RNA from Ogataea polymorpha, 3873 nucleotides. RefSeq lists its product as uncharacterized. NCBI's taxonomy places the organism in Eukaryota, Fungi, Ascomycota, Pichiomycetes, Pichiales, Pichiaceae. Gene Ontology annotation, cellular component: endoplasmic reticulum membrane. The coding region runs from base 1 to 2409 and encodes 802 amino acids. Gene Ontology annotation, molecular function: dolichyl pyrophosphate Man9GlcNAc2 alpha-1,3-glucosyltransferase activity; 3'(2'),5'-bisphosphate nucleotidase activity. The transcript has 3 exons. The record is from RefSeq and is a predicted model, not a curated record. Gene Ontology annotation, biological process: sulfur compound metabolic process; phosphatidylinositol phosphate biosynthetic process; protein N-linked glycosylation.
AUGUCAGCCUACUUGAAAGAAACGUACAUUGCCCAGUUGGCAGUCCAGAGAGCUACCCUUUUGACACAGAAGGUUGCGGUUGAGCACUUGAAAGGCGUUAGCAAAGAGGAUCAUUCUCCAGUUACGAUCGGGGACUUUGGAGCCCAAGCAAUAAUCAUCAAUUCCAUCCUAAAGAAUUUCCCUGGCGAUGAGGUUGUUGGGGAAGAGGACUCCAAAUUGAUCAAGGAGAAGUGUCUUGGUGAGAACAUUCUUUCUCAAGUCCAGUAUGUUCAAGAGCAGGAUUCCAGCAACAAUGAUUCUCUGGGUGUCAUUGAGGACAGCGACACAUUAUGUGAUAUCAUUGACAAGGGUCAGUCCAACGGUGGCAGCAGCGGUCGCAUUUGGGCUCUUGAUCCAAUUGAUGGAACCAAAGGCUUCUUAAGAGGAGACCAGUAUGCCGUGUGUCUCGCACUAAUGGUUGACGGUGUGGUUCAAGUUGGUGUUAUUGGCUGUCCAAACCUUCCUCACCAAUUAAACGACAGUAAUUCACCUGUGGGGGGACUUUUUACCGCAGUCAAAGGCGCUGGGUCCUAUUUCCAGGACCUCAAGUCGGAUCUGGUAUAUCCUUUCACCAGAAGCAUGAGAAUUCAAGUGAAUAAUUCACUUCCUGUAGAACAGGCCCGAGUCCUGGAGGGUGUUGAAAAAGGACACUCUUCUCAUAAUCUUCAAUCGUUGAUCAAGCAGGAUCUCAAUAUACAAAGCAAGUCAGUGAACCUUGACUCACAAGUGAAAUACUGUGCGCUGGCCAAAGGUGAUGCCGAAAUCUACUUGAGACUUCCUAAAGACCCAGCAUACCGUGAAAAGAUUUGGGACCACGCAGCAGGUACUCUUUUGGUUCAUGAGAGUGGUGGAAAAGUCACCGAUAUUUAUGGUUCACCUCUAGAUUUUAGCCAUGGCAGAACAUUGGACAGCCAAGGUGUCAUAGCUGCUACUACCAACGUUCACGGCCAUAUUAUUAAGGCCAUUAAACGAAUCAUUGGUGAAAAGGGAGAAAAGUUGGAGGAAUACUCUCCAAACCAAUGGGUUGCGCGCUAUAUCAUAAUUGUUUUCGCCAUAAUUGUGCGAUGCGCAGUUGGGCUGGGACCUUACUCGGGACAAAACACACCUCCUAUGUUUGGAGAUUUUGAAGCUCAGCGCCAUUGGAUGGAGAUUACCACACAACUACCGAUUAGGGAGUGGUAUUUUUAUGAUCUUCAGUACUGGGGGCUGGAUUAUCCUCCUUUAACUGCCUUUCAUUCUUGGCUGCUAGGAAAAAUUGGCUCCUUGACAGAUGUUUCGUGGUUCGCUCUCGAUGUCUCAAGAGGACUCGAAACUGACGACUUAAAGUCUUACAUGAGAAUUACAGCUCUCUUGAGUGAAUUAUUCAUUUAUAUUCCGGCAGUGCUAAUGUACACUAGGUGGAUGGGGAGAUAUUACAACAAGGCUUCUCCUAUUGACCAAACUAUCAUAGCGGCGGCCAUCCUCUACCAGCCGUCUCUGAUUAUUAUUGACCAUGGGCAUUUUCAAUACAAUUCUGUGAUGCUUGGUCUAUCUCUCUUUGCAAUUGUCAACCUCUUGGAAAACAACUAUGUUUUAUGCUCGGUGUUCUUUGUGUUGGCUCUUGGUUUCAAACAAAUGGCACUCUAUUACGCUCCUAUUUUCUUUUUCUAUCUUCUUAGUGUCUGCAUUUUCCCCUUCUCCAAGAUGAACCUGUUGAGACUGGUUUCCGUUGGAGUCUCUGUGCUUUUCACGUUUGUGCUGAUGUUUUUACCCUUCGUGUACAAGGGCGGAUUUGGGCAAAUCAUCCAAAUACUCAUCCGUGUGUUUCCAUUCGAUAGAGGCAUUUUUGAAGAUAAGGUGGCCAAUUUUUGGUGCGCAACUAACGUGAUUAUUAAGUACAGACAAAUCUUCACUCAAGAUCAGUUGAAGAAACUGUCGCUCCUGUUGACGUUGGCAGGAAUCGCGCCCGCUUCCAUUACAAUUUUCAUAAAGCCAAGCAAGAAUUUAUUUACCUGGUGCUUGGCAUCCUGCUCAUUGGCUUUUUAUCUUUUUUCAUUCCAGGUGCACGAGAAAUCAAUUCUUCUGCCUCUGAUGCCAAUCACUCUUCUUCUCAACGAGGUUGAUCCCGACGUCAUAUCUAUGGUUUGCUGGAUUGCCAACAUUGCUUUAUUCUCGAUGUGGCCGCUUCUUAAGCGAGACCAGUUGUCUCUUCAAUAUUUUGUUUUAGGGAUUUUGAGCAACUGGCUCAUGGGCAAUUUGAGUUGGAUCAGAAUGUAUUUGAGAAGAGCUAAAAUUCCAGUUCUUGCCAGGGAGCUAGCAACGCCAGUGCUUCCUCACAACUUAUUCUGGCGCUUUGUCAUCAUCACUGCCACACCUUUGGGUGAUCUCUAAUGUCAUCCUAUCAUUUGGCUGCUUCAUGUUGUUUUGGUGCUGGACAAACUACAAAAUCAUUCAGAAAGCAACCUUCAAGGUUAAAGCCAAUUAAUAAAUUCAAGUUAUAUCACUGGACUCCGCUAACAUUUUUCCAUGACGCAGUGGAAAAUUCGAGAGCAUUGGCGCACUCGGGUAGCUGUAGUCCCUCUUUCAGCUUACGGUCGUGGGUGAAGAAUCCCCAUUGAGUUUCCCAUGUACUGCCUUCCUCAUGCCAUAUUUUUUUCCAUGGCUCAUCAAAGGCUUCGAAAUAGUACCAUGCGAAUUCUUGCGUCUUGGGCGAACAUACCCAUGAUUCAAGGAAUUGGUGCAUUUCCUUUUUCCCGGCAACUGAAGCCAUGUAUUGUCCACCACCAGUUGGCCAGCCAACUUCGGUAACAGCUACCUGAACUUCCGGCCGUAUACUAUGGACAUAUGGCAACACCUGUUGCUCUAGGAAAUCGAGUGUCCAUUGCACUCCUUUAUUUACUGCCUCUCCUCCAAAAAAGGGGUGAAUGUUGGCACCAAUGAAGUCGCACUUCUCAACCAUUUCACGCUUGACUUGGGAUCCCAACUCAGAAGUCCCAAUUGGAAUGUCUCCGUAUCCAAUGGAUUUCGCAUAGGUUCUAGCUUCUUCCACAUACGAGAUCAGCUCUCUCACGGUUUUGUCUUCCCUGAAAAGUACCUCAUUUCCAAUGAUUAUUGAAUUGAAGUAGCGUUUCGGGAAGUUGCUUAGCAACCACUUCAUUUCAUUCAUCUGUUUCCAGUUCGAAUGGUCAUCUUCUCCUAUCCAAACUCCAAGGGCAAUUGUCAUAUUCAGGUUAAGCUCCUGAAAAGCUUUGAGGAUAAGUUCUGCCUGACGGCAUUGCGUCCCAUAGGUUCUUACCCUGGUUGUGACUCUCGACAACAGCGCAACAUCCAAUAAAACGUCUCUUUCUGUGACUUGACACAUGGGCUCAAUCACCCCUCUUGGGGCGUAAGACAGACCAUAGAAGGAUUGCUUUAAUCUGUUGUCCUCCAUGAGGGCCCUUAUUUCGUAAUCCCCUUGAUAUUUACUGCUGAUACCUCGGAAUGAAUUAAUCGUCGAGUUAUUAAACAGAGUGUUAUUAUUUUGAGGGGUAUUAUUGAGACGAGAAUAGUUGUCCAAUCGCUUGCCACUGCUAAGAUUGAAAUCAUUGAAAAUGCUGGUAACUUCUGGAUAUCUCUCAUGUUCAUCCAACGCUUGAAAAUAUUGAGCCACUUGCUCUCGUCCGACUUUGGAAGGAGACCACGCUUUGAUAGACACCAAACUUGCAUAUAUAAGUAGAAGGAUGAAAAGAAAUGCCAAGAAAAUUCCAAUCCAAGGAGACAUUGUCAGACGGUACUGAUAUACAGGCUCAAUUUUUGUCAUUUUCUCUCCUUCUGUAUCUUUAAACUCCACAGAUUUUUUGCGGUCGUCAGCAUGAA